This is a messenger RNA of Daldinia vernicosa, 912 nucleotides long. RefSeq lists its product as uncharacterized. Bases 1 to 912 code for a protein of 303 amino acids. Gene Ontology annotation, cellular component: small-subunit processome; nucleolus. Lineage: Eukaryota; Fungi; Ascomycota; Sordariomycetes; Xylariales; Hypoxylaceae. The record is from RefSeq and is a predicted model, not a curated record. The transcript has 2 exons. Gene Ontology annotation, molecular function: small ribosomal subunit rRNA binding.
AUGCCUCGAGCCAAACGAUCGAAGCAAUAUCGGAAGCUCAUGGAGCAAUUCUCCAUGAGCUUCGGGUUUCGAGUACCGUAUCAAGUCAUUAUAGACGCCGACUUUAUUGCAGAAGCAAACAAAUGCAAGAUGGAUGUGAUACGCCGAUUAGAAGAUACUCUACACGGUGAAGUCAAACCUCUGAUUACUCAAUGUUCAAUGCGACAUCUCUACGGACGGAAAUCAGAACCAGGUGUGGAAGCAGCCAUAGAACAAGCAAAGAAUCAUUUCGAGCGACGACGAUGCGGCCACCAUCCCGACGAGUACCCAGAACCACUGAGCACACUUGAGUGCCUACAAUCCGUUGUCGAUCCAAAAAACAAUGGAGUGAACAAGCACCGCUACGUCUGCGCUAUCAACGACGAGAAUGUCAGGGCAAAGCUACGACAGGUGGCAGGAACGCCUAUGGUAUUCAUUAGGAGAUCUGUUAUGAUUAUGGAGCCAAUGGCAACAGUCAGCGUGAAGAUCAGAUCUAAAGAGGAAAAGAGCAAGUUCAGGGCGGAGCUCAAGACGCCUACUAGCAAAAGGAAGAGGGAGGACGACGAUAGUGAUGAAGAGGAAGAUGCGAAACGAGCUGCGCCAAGAUCAGCAGAGGCGGACAAAUCCGAAAAGAAGAAAAAGAAGGCUCAGGGUCGUAAGGAACCUAACCCUUUAGCCGUCAAGAAGAAGAAAUCGAAGCCUACCGGAAACCCGGAUAAGCAACAUUCGAAAGAACCAAAGGCCGAGGAAGCAGUCGUAGCAGAGGCAGAUCAGACAGAAGCACCAAAGCGAAAACGUAUACGAAAGCACAAGAGCAAAAGUGUUUCUACGAACGAUGAAGCAACCACUGCGUCCGGCAAUGGUGAGGCGCAUGUAGUAGAGGCAGAAGAUUAA